Molecule: messenger RNA, 1482 nt
Organism: Candidula unifasciata
Lineage: Eukaryota; Metazoa; Mollusca; Gastropoda; Stylommatophora; Geomitridae
Source: the annotation of a GenBank genome assembly
AUGGGUUGCCGUCAGAGUCACAUGUUCGAUCCAGAUAACCCAAAUGUAGAGGCUCUGAACUACAAGCGCCGCAGACCGACCAAACUAAAGAAGAGUCGACGGAGCACCUCCAAGCAGAAGGCCUGCCAACAGAUCAGUUUCUCUGCUGGAGCAGCAGAGGAAGAAGAUGAGGCCGGUGACUCUGACACAGCAGCAGCAGAACCUGCACUCACGAACAAAACUCUGAACAAGGAUGUUAACAAGAAUGCCCAGAUCUUUGGCAACAAGUCCACCAAAAACGUUCUGACCUUAUCUGUGGACACUCCAGAAGCAGCAGAGAUGGAAGCAAGGCAAGGAAAAAUAGGGUCCAAACAUGUCUUCCCAGUCUGGGAAACGGGCAGCAGUGACACCUGCAAGUGUGGUAAAGUUGAUCCGAACCAGACGUCUUCCAGUGAAGAUAACGGACGAAAAUCCAGUGCCAAAACAGAUCACGUGUGCCAAAAAUGCUCACAAGUAAUGCUCAAUAACAAACGAGGUUGUGCUAACAAUAACAAUAGUAACAAUGCAACAGAAACCAAUGGUGUUGCAGCUCUUGACCUCUCUGCUCCAGCCACUUCACUUCUGGUCAAGAACAGAAAAAAUGCCUGGAUCCAGCUGGCCGGACAUCCAGGCUCCUUUGCUCCAGCUGGGCCAAACACCAUAUGGAAGAAACGUAUCUCCAAUGAGAACUACGAAGCCCAGGCGUACACGGCCUUGAGUGAGUACCCUCAGUCCAUGAACAUGAUGCCUGCCUUUCAUCAGGAAGUGGAGUUAAAUGGAGAAUAUUUCAUUGAGAUGGAGGACCUCCUACACCACUUCAGUGAUCCCAGCAUCAUGGAUAUUAAAAUGGGGACCAGGACCUUCUUGGAAGCAGAAGUGAAGAACCCAGUUCUCAGGAAAGAUUUGUAUGAGAAGAUGAUCAAGGUGGACCCCAAUGCCCCCACAGCGGAGGAAGUUGCUGAAGGAGCCAUCACUAAACUCAGAUAUAUGCAGUUCAGAGAACAAGAAAGCUCUACAGCAAACCUCGGCUUCAGAAUAGAAGCCAUCCGGAUGUCGGGGGAGCCACCAAACACCAGUCUGAAGAAAGUGAAAACAAAAGAAGAAGUGUCGUAUUUCUUGGAGAAUUUCUUGAGUGGUCACGAGAUAGUGAUGCCUAUUUUGUAUGAACGACUCUGUGAUAUAAGGGAGAAGUUUGAAUCCAUUCCAUUCUUUAACACACAUGAGAUUAUUGGCAGUAGUCUUCUGAUUAUGUAUGAUAGCAGCAAUCAUGCGGGAGCUUGGAUGAUUGACUUUGCUAAAACCAUUCCUAUUUCUGGCGUGACUGUCAAUCACAGGUCACCAUGGAAACCAGGCAACCAUGAGGAUGGUUAUCUGUUGGGAAUGGAUAACUUGAUAGAGAUCUUCAAAGACCUGGUUGAGAGACAGAAAGAAUCAAUUGCGAAUUCCAACAAAUUGGCAAGCUGA